CCCAUUUCCUGUUACGCAAACGAAGCAAACAAAUGUGACCACAUAGUGCGUAUAUUUUCCUGAAAAACAAUCUCUCUCUUUUCUACCGCUUCCGCUCAAAUUUACUCCAAUAAAUGCCAACGCCUUUCCCGGCCGCCCCUGAGUCGCGACGUGCGGUGCGGUUUACUUCGGUUGCCCGGGAAAAACAGAAGAGCAAGAUGCCACAGCAGAUAGCCGCGCGCUUCCCAGUUCGAAAAGAUGUUCAAGACGGAUAGGCUGGGGUCAUUCGCGGUCACGAUGCGGGCCUUGUUCGUCUUUGAAUCCGCUUUGUUCCUCCUCUCCUUCGCCCCGGUGUCGUCGGACUUGCAGGAGAAGCCCCCGGACCCGUUCCUGUCCCCUCCUCGUGUCUCACAGAUGUAUUACGACGAGAUAAACCGCAUCUGCAACUCCGAGACGUGCUCUGAGAGCUGCGGGGACCUGUCCUUCGCGCAGCUGUGCUACUACGUGACGAAGCAGGGCAAGUUGGAGCGGGACUUCCGCAACAAGACGGAGGAGCUGCAGCGGCAGGUGACCGAGAACCACAAGAACCUGGCCUCGGAGCUCGCCAACAGCACGGAGUUUCUCAGCGCCCGCGUGCACAGACUUUCUCGCGAUCGCAGGAGGGACAUCAAGAACUCCAACAAGGAGAGACGGAAGGUGGACAGGAGGGUUGCUACGCUAGAGGAACUCGUAGGAAAACAUCAGGAGACGGUUACAAGGCAAGCCGACCUCAUCAACAACCUAUUAAAGCGGCUCGACUCGGCCGAGCGACUUCUGUACGACCUUAACGAGAAAAUCUCGACGAUGGAAGCUAAGGACUGUAUGGAGCUACGUCAGAAAAACUACACGCGGAGCGGCAUCUACACCAUCACACCUGCCUUCACAGGUGUGGGGGACGGCGGCAAGGGCUUUGAUGUCUUUUGUGACAUGGACACCGACGGCGGCGGCUGGACGGUGAUCCAGCGGAGAAUGAACGGCCUGGUGGAUUUCCAGCGCGGCUGGGAGGCGUACCGACAGGGCUUCGGCGAUCUGGAGGGAGAGUUCUGGUUAGGUAAUGACAAGAUCCACCAGAUCGCGAGCCAGGGCCGGUACACCCUGCACAUAGACAUGGAGGAUUUUGAGGAUGAGAAGCGAUACGCGCGGUACGGGCUCUUCCGGAUCAAAGGUCAAGAUGACAACUUCCGGCUGGAGGUUCAGGACUACGAGGGAGAUGCAGGAGACGCCCUGGAGGCCGGUCAGCACAAUGAGAUGACCUUCAGCACCAAGGACAAGGACACUGACGCGUGGCGGCAGGGCUCGUGCGCGUCGCUGUUCGCCGGAGCCUGGUGGUACUACAACUGCCACUGCGCUAACCUGAACGGGCAGUACCUGCGGGGGCAGCACAAGACGCACGGUGAUGGCAUCAACUGGUGCACGUGGCACGGCUACACAUACUCACUCAAGGGGAGUGUCAUGAGGAUCAGGCCUGCGUAAGGGGAGGGGGAGAGAUAGAGGGGAUAGAGUAAA
Molecule: messenger RNA, 1524 nt
Organism: Branchiostoma floridae (Florida lancelet)
Lineage: Eukaryota; Metazoa; Chordata; Leptocardii; Amphioxiformes; Branchiostomatidae
Product: ficolin-2-like
Exons: 5
Coding region: 238-1491 (417 amino acids)
Source: RefSeq, a predicted model, not a curated record